AAUUACAUUUCGCCACAACCCUCUUUAAUGAAGAACAGCGAGAAAUUGACGCAGAAGCGUUGAAGUCAGACCUCAAAGAAAUGACAACGUUUUUAGAAAAAAUUGAAGGUGGUAUUAUUGAUUCCAAUAAUAACAUUAACACUGUUCUCAAAGAGGUGCAAAUUAUCAAAAGCCAACUGGAACGAAACUCCGCCAUCGGUGAAGUAAAGACGGCCUAUAUAGACCCAAAGGAUUUAACCGAUCCUCAAGUUGGAAGAGAAACUGAUACACGAGGUGACGAAAAAUCGCCGAUCGUCAAGAAGUUGUUAAAUCGAUCCACCGAAGUCGCCUGUAAUCCUAAGCCCAAACAAAUUAAAGAUGAUGGCUCGGUCGAAAGUCAAAAGAUCAAAACUCAACUUGUUAUAUUAGGAAAAUUAAAGGAUUCUCCCAAUAUCCUCAAAUUCUAUGGUCUUUCGGAAGUUUCCGACCGCGAAGUCAUGGUUUUCGAAUGGGCAGAACAUGGUUCGCUUAAAGAAGUGUAUGAGCGUCAUGAUAUUUCGUGGCGUUCAAAAGUUCAAGUAGCUCUCGAUAUUUGUCGGGGCCUUGUAUUUUUGCAUACCUGCGAAAUUCUUCACCACGACAUUCGAUGUGCGAAUAUCAUGAUGACAGCGAGACUCGAACCAAAAAUAUCAAAUUUCUCGUAUGCUCGUCAUGAUUCCGAAGAAACAACCAAGUUAAAAAAUUUUAUUGAUGCCGUAC
Molecule: messenger RNA, 738 nt
Organism: Acaulospora morrowiae
Lineage: Eukaryota; Fungi; Glomeromycota; Glomeromycetes; Diversisporales; Acaulosporaceae
Source: the annotation of a GenBank genome assembly